CAUCCACAUUUUUCCUCCAUCCCUACAAAAUCUUUAAUAUAUAUAAAUAGAUACAAGACCAAAAACUCUCCCAAUUCUUCAUCUCUGGUGUACUUCCUUCAAUUGUCAUGGCCAGAUUUCUUUUCAACCUCCACCUAUUCAUUAUCAUCUUCCUUUUCUUCGUACUGGUUGUCUCUGCAAAGACCCACCGAUCCCCACAAAUGCCGCGGCCCGCUGUUGGGUUCGGAAAAGAGAAGAUAAGCCAUCUAAACUUCUACUUUCAUGACAUCCUGAGCGGUCCCAAACCAACAGCCGUGCCAGUAGCCGCUGCAGCAUCCACAAAAAAAUCACCCACAUUCUUCGGCGCCGUGGUGAUGACUGACGACCCAUUGACAGAAACGCCUGACCCGAAGUCGAAGCUUUUUGGAAGAGCUCAGGGGUUCUAUGCGUUCGCGUCGCAGGAGGAUCUUAGCCUUUUAAUGGCCAUGACUUUCGCAUUUGUUGACGGAGAGUACAACGGGAGCUCACUCGGUAUACUUGGGAGGAACACGGUCUUAUCGAAGGUGAGGGAAAUGCCAGUAGUGGGAGGGAGUGGGCUUUUUCGCUUUGCUCGAGGAUAUGCCCAGGCCCACACACACGCCUUUAAUGUUACGUCUGGUGAUGCUGUUGUGGAGUAUAACGUCCGUGUCAUCCAUUACUGAUAGCUUUUU
Messenger RNA from Magnolia sinica, 689 nucleotides. Its product is annotated as dirigent protein 22-like. The record is from RefSeq and is a predicted model, not a curated record. The transcript has a single exon. Bases 108 to 680 code for a protein of 190 amino acids. NCBI's taxonomy places the organism in Eukaryota, Viridiplantae, Streptophyta, Magnoliopsida, Magnoliales, Magnoliaceae.